Molecule: messenger RNA, 2639 nt
Organism: Conger conger (European conger)
Lineage: Eukaryota; Metazoa; Chordata; Actinopteri; Anguilliformes; Congridae
Gene: trabd
Product: TraB domain containing
Exons: 10
Coding region: 1495-2589 (364 amino acids)
Source: RefSeq, a predicted model, not a curated record
UGGACGGUGGUACGUUAUGGGUUUUAAGUAACGUUAACAUGCGUCUUUUAAAAGUAAACGAUGAUCCUGUGUUAUGUUUGGGUUUUAUUUUAAUAUGCGGCAUUAUGAUUCAGCCGGUUGGCUACUGAUUAAUGGAUUGUCCUGCUUGCUAAUUGUCAUGUCCUGAGCUACCGGCCGUCUGGAAUAAAUACCAUGCUGUCGUCGUUGGGCCACAACCAUCCCUAGUCCACACAACUGAAGUUUUUAAAAAUGUGAUUUAAGUCAGUGGUUUAUGCUGGAGUGCUUUGGGGCCGCAAAAACAUUCUUACUGAGUUGUUUAGGGCCAUCAAUACCCUGGGUCUGACUGUUGUAGUCAUAGCUAAAGCUGACAAGCUAGCGUUAGCUUGCGAACGUAGCUAGCAUAUAAUUUGAAAGCUGGCUGCUGGUGCGUCUCUUGUCUUUUCCAUAAAACAAGAAGUGGACAGAAAACACCUUCAUCGAUUGUGCAUUUCGAGAUAUUCUAAGCUUAUAUUUACCAGGCAGACAUGCCGAUUUGUUAACAGUUGGCUCCGCUCCUGGAUGUGAAUAGCAAGCUGGCUUGUCAGUGUCGUGGAUCGAACAUUAAUUUAGCUGUCAAGCUAACUAGCGAUAACUACUUGCCAACAGUAAUAUUCUUCAAAACACAUGGCGGUUUCCGAGAUUGAUUUGAGCUGAAAUACGCCGGUGUGUCUAACUGCUUUGCUGACUGUGACUAUUCUCUCUGUAGGACAUUAGCAUUAGAUUUAAUAGCUAUCGGAUCGAUUUCCUCGUCGCGGUAUCUGUAAAUUGGCUAAUUUGCGAACUAUUCUGGUGGUAUGCUAAUGUUAGCAGACGUGGUUCAGGUUACCCCAAAACAGUAUGCAAAACUGAUAAAUGGAUGUUGCGAGAAACGUGAUUCACAAGGUCUGUGCUAGCGGGCUCACCACUUACCGUCUGAGAUGGCAUCAGACUCCAGACAGUUGUAAGGAAAAAAAAAAAAAAAAAAUACUGACACCUGCCAACCCUUGCUAACUUAGCUUUUCUCUGUUGAUGUCAUGGAUGUUUGCAGCGUCUUGUUUUUUAAUGUGUGAGAGAGUUGAUAAAUUAGCUCGUUCGCUGAUAUUUUUUUAUUAUCAUUUAAUAAAAAUGAAUUGUCGAUCAUUACGCGUCAGCUAAAGUUAUAGCAUUAAGUGGGCCUCCAAGACGUCGUACUCACUUGGUUUUGUUACAGUCUGUUAUUUCAACACCCGAAACGAUUAGUUAAACUUUGUCUCGGUUUUGAGGCAGUGUUGUUAACGGUGACUCAGGUUUCGAGGUAGCGUAAUGAUCCGAGUUAUUUUAGUGUGUUGUAAUAGCAUUGGUGAAAAAAAAAAAAAAGAGGAAGAAACCGGAAAGCUGGCGCGUGCGCUACCUAAAGCACACUAGACAGACUCGAGCUGGUCUGUCUCGUUUACGCAAGAGAGAGGGCAAAGUUCACCGGAAUCCACGGCCUGGAUCAUGGACCAAGAAAACAAUUCGGAGGAGGAGUCUGUCGGUCCCUCUGAAGAUGACACACUACCCAGCCUACCCAGCCUACCCGCCGGCCUCUCCGACGCCCAGGCGGUGGAGCUCCUGUGGCGGGUGCGGGCGCAGAGACGGCAGGCCGCCCCGGCCCUCCCGGAGACGGUGACCGUGCUGACGGCGGCCGACGGCAGCCUGCUCUACCUGGUGGGCACGGCGCACUUCAGCGACAGCAGCAAGCAGGACGUCGCCACGACGAUCCGGGCGGUGCAGCCGGAUGUGGUGGUGGUGGAGCUGUGUCAGUACCGGGUGUCCAUGCUGAAGAUGGAUGAGAAAACGCUGCUGAAAGAAGCCAAGGACAUCAACCUGGAGAAGGUGCAGCAGGCCAUUAGACAGAAUGGGGUGAUGUCGGGGCUGAUGCAGAUUUUGCUGCUGAAGGUGUCGGCUCACAUCACAGAGCAGCUGGGCAUGGCCCCCGGAGGAGAGUUCAGAGAGGCCUUCAGAGAGGCAGGUCGAGUGCCCUUCUGCAAGUUCCACCUGGGCGACCGGCCGAUCACGGUCACCUUCAAACGCGCCAUCGCCGCGCUCAGCCUGUGGCAGAAAGCCCGGCUGGCCUGGGGCCUCUGCUUCCUGUCCGACCCAAUCAGUAAGGAGGACGUGGAGAAGUGUAAGCAGAAGGACCUGCUGGAGCAGACCAUGUCGGAAAUGAUCGGGGAGUUCCCAGCGCUGCACCGUACCAUCGUGGCCGAGAGAGACAUCUACCUCACCCACACGCUCCGGCAGGCCGCACGCUGCGUGGAGGCGCCCCCUAAUGGCCAGAAAGUGCCCGCGGUGGUCGUAGGAGUGGUGGGAAUGGGUCACGUCCCGGGCAUCGAGAGGAACUGGGACAAGCAGCUCAACAUUCAGGAGAUCAUGAGUGUGGCUCCGCCCUCUCGGUUCGGCUGGCUGCUCCGGACGGUCCUGAAGGGGGCGGUGCUGGGAAUGCUGGGAUACGCCUGUUACCGGGCGGGAGGGGGCGUCAGCAGGGCGCUCCUCUCCGUGCCGGCGGUCCAGUCGCUACUGGAGAACCUGCGACCGCCCCCCGCCUCCUAACUCCGAGCCCCGCCCCUUCCCCCCCCCUCCCCCGGACAGACUGCAGACGA